Anopheles maculipalpis is the source of this 14712-nucleotide messenger RNA. RefSeq names its product ubiquitin carboxyl-terminal hydrolase puf (gene puf). Gene Ontology annotation, molecular function: cysteine-type endopeptidase activity; cysteine-type deubiquitinase activity. Bases 694 to 14712 code for a protein of 4672 amino acids. Gene Ontology annotation, biological process: protein deubiquitination. NCBI's taxonomy places the organism in Eukaryota, Metazoa, Arthropoda, Insecta, Diptera, Culicidae. Gene Ontology annotation, cellular component: cytosol; nucleus. The record is from RefSeq and is a predicted model, not a curated record. The transcript has 17 exons.
UAUCCCGUUAGGUGGUGUGACAAAGAUGGCGGAACAUUAACGAGAAAGAGAUCACACCAUUGACGCGAAACUAACACGAAGAACGUAGAAGACACCUCAGUUCUAUCAGCAGAAUACAAGACACAGAGGCCUGUAGAAAAAAAAGUUUUGAACAAAAAUGUCUUGCCACCGCUAGUGGCAUGCAAGUGUGUGAAGUAAGAAAUGUUUUUUCCGGUGUGUUACUGAAAAAAUUGUUGGUUGCACUUAGUGCAGUGCUGGUGUAGGUGCAAGGGAGUAAAGAAUCGAUUGCGGUAGACUUUGCAAAAGUAUCUUUAGUUAGCAACAUUUGCGGAACCUGCAACAUACAGCUUUUCGUCGUCGUCGUCGAGAAGAAGGGUAAAGACGAAAGCUGAACGUGGUGGCAGCAAGCGGUGUACAAAGCGGUGGCGAUGAAGAAAACGUCUGUGGAAGAAACAAGAGUUUGACAGCAAAUGACAGGCAGAGCAAAUAGGAAGAAAGAAAGUGGUGAAAGAACUGCAGCUCUACCCGAACAAGUUAGUUUAGAGUGAAAAAAUAGUUCAUAUUACUUGUGAAUCUAUGUGCAUUGGGGACGAAAAAUAGCAAGCGAACGUACAUGCGGAUGGUGACCAUUGACGGAGGACGAAAACACGCUCGAAACAAGCCUUCGUGCGAAGAAAACAAGGGGCAGCAAAAAUGUGCGAUGUUUGCUCCGGUUUCCUAAAUCUUCUUGUUUCGUAUGAGUCCAGAUUGAACGGCAGCAAUGACACCGAUCAACCGGUGUUUCUGCAAAAGCGAGAGGUGGAAGUGGUGCUUAACUACAUCCAAACUUGGCCAAACAGACAAUGCAUGUGCUGUUACCGGGAUGUGAAAAACUUCGAACGGUUCAACCUGGUCGUGCAGGGUAUAAUAUGCUUCACCGUCUACCAGCUGAAGAACAUCCGGAAGUUGUUGGCACAAAAUCUACUCCAGGCAUCGACGAGUGCUGCAGUCGCAGUCGGACAGACUGGGCCGAAUGUCGCGGAAACGGUUGCCUCGGAAAAAGAUGCCACUUCAAAGUCGGCCAAUGUCGACCACCAUACGAAAGAUGCCAACGAUAAGACGGUGGUGGACGACCUGCAGCAAUACAAAACCGUCCUCACAGCGGACGGUGGUAAAACGGCACUCGUUUCAAAGAAUGCCGAAAGCGAGCUUGGGAUGGCCGCGAAGCUCACAGAAGCUGAAGAUGUGAAGCACGCAGACAAACAACAGUCGACAACACCAGCAGCAAACAAUCAGCCGGCGAUGGACGAUGCCUGGACACUGCUCGAUGUGGAAAAGCUGCUGAUACUGGUGUCGAAGGUGUUUCUGCUAAACUUUCCAUUGUACGUGGCCUACAAGCAUAGUGUGCACACCCGGCUGGAAGAUGUUUCACCGCAGGAAGUACAAUCGCUGAGUUUGUUCUGCGAUUUGCACGAAAGUGAAAUAUCGGCCUUCCUGCUGCGCAACGUUUCGUUGUUUUGCAAUUACGCCGGGUUUGAGGCAAUGAUGCAUUGUUUCGAUCAGCCCGGAUUGCCUGUUUCCACCGCGCAUGCUAUCACGGCGACGAGUUCCAACAUUAAGCUGUGGAUUAACUAUCGUUCGACCGUGCAGCUGUUUAUUCCGUUGCGCGUCAAGGUGCUGCAGUACAUGUGCCGUCUGUCUGAUCAGGAUCUACGGUCGCCGGCCACCAAAUCGAUGGCGGAUUUUAUGUGGACUGCCAUCAAGGACCCGUUUGACACGCAGAUUACGUUCGAUACGGAAGGAUUGGCGCUGGCUUUCAAGUAUUUCACAUCGUCCACGUUGACGAUGCGUUUGGCAGGCAUGGCACAGAUCAAUGCACACAUCAACAUGUUCAACGAUAUCUGCACCUCGGAAACGGUGUCCGAGGUGGAAGCGGUAGGGCUUAAAUUAGCCAAUUGGCUCUCCGAAAAUCAGAUCAUUUCCCACCUGUUCGGACCGAACCUGCACGUCGAGGUUAUCAAGCAGUCGCAUAUUGUGCUUAAUUUCCUAGCGGUUGAAAAUCAAAUCACAGAGGAACACAUCGCGCUGAUGUGGCAAGCGGCCCAGCUAAAGCAUUGCUCCAAGACGAUAUACGAUAUAUUGCCUUCGUUGGUGAAAAACCUCGCACCCAAACCAGCCACACAUCUGUACUCGCUGCUGUGCCGGCUCGAUCCGAAGGAACACACGGAACAGAGCAUCUACAUUGCGUCCGCACUGACGAAAUUAAUCUGGAUGCGUGACUGUUCCCGACAAACGCUGAUCGAUAUGAGUAAAUCGGCUGGUGCCACUGUAAACGAUAUUGCGACGGGACGUGCCGAUUAUAACGAGCUACCGUCCAGCUCUGAGAACAGCGUGAGCGUGGAUGGUACGAAUAGUGAAGAUGAGCAUCCGGAAGAUGAUAGUUCCGAUCCGGAUGUGCCAUCGGUGCCGCCGGUGGUGGUAGCAGGUGUACACAAACCGCCCGGUCCUAUCCUGCGAAUGGGGCCCGACCGCGAGGGAGAAUCCGACAACGGUGCUCCACCCUGUAAGCAGGCACGCCAUAAAAUUUGUUGUGAUGAAACUACUGAUGACAGCAUCAAGGUGGAACCAGAUAUUUAUGAUGUGCAUCAGAGGAUAAAAGAGAAGAUACGAAUUCCGCUUAUGACCCGUUCGAUCACCGCCUUCAACGAGGACGCUACCAGCAGUGACGAAUGUAUCGACGUGGAUGAAGCGUUUCUGCUACGCAAAAAGUUACGCAAAAAGCGCCGUAAAGUAAGUGGUCUUACGCGCAAAGAGCUGCAGGAGCUUCAGGAAAGCGUAUCCGAUGUGGAGGACAGCGAUCUGUUAGCUGCGAUGCUUCCCGAUAGCGACUGCAGUGAUCAUAACCUGCAGACGUCCGUAUUGCGCCACAUUCAACAACAGCAGCAACAGCAGCAGCAGCAGCAACAACAACAGCAGCAGCAGCAACUACAACAACAACAACAACAGCAACAACAGCAGCAGCAGCAGCAUCACCAUCAUCUUCAUCAUCACGGUAAUGCGUUGGGUCCGGGGAUCAUUGGUAUGGGCGAUCGCGAGCAGCAACUAGUAGUUGGCCGUGCAAACAACAACGGUCUCAUGGGUGCUGCCGGCUCGCUGAAUGAUGAUGUUUCCAGCUUUAUGGGCGCAAUGGGCGAAGGCCGUUUAAUUAACUUCCUAAAUGCAGCGGAUGCGGCUGAUCAUGACGGUAGUUGUUCGUCGCCGAUGAGCAACAAAUCGGAAAAGAAUAUGGCAGACUUUGAUGAUGAGGAUUCACCAUGCGAAGAGGAACUGGCACAGUUGGCGGCACGUGCCGAAUCGUUGCAUCAAGGAUUUCCCAUCUCGAGACCUCGCUCGAUCGGAACCGUUGCUGGACCGUCACCGCUACGCGCUGGUGGUGGUGGUGGAAUGGGUUUAAUAAAACAACAUCAACAACAUUCACCACAUCAGCAGCACUCACCGGGAAUGCAUCGAAUGGGAGGCGCUACAAAUAAUGGAACGAUAAAGAUGGGCAAAGGAGGUGGUUCUACGAAAACGAAGGAUAUUCUGGCAGCUACGGCCGCUGCAGCAGCUUCUGCGGGCCCGGUUGGUACGAUGAUGAUUGGUAAUCCUUACCGAUUUCCGGACGUUUGUCUACCGGGCAACACUUUGCUGUGGGAUCUUCUUCAGGAUGAUAAAAUUGGUCAGUUGGGUGAAUCGAUUGCGCUUGAAGCGGAAAAAGUGCUCGGUACAUUGUUGUGCUUUCACACGGAUAAGCACAUUAGGACGCGUUUCAUCGAAGGUUGCCUGCAAAAUUUGGCCGAAAACCGUAGCGUGGUGACGAGCUUGAAACUGCUUCCCAAGUUGUUUGCCUCGUUUCAGCAGUUUCGCGAUGUGACAACGCAUCAGGUUGUGCUGUGGUCCGAACGGCAGCAUCGAAUGAUGUUUCACUUUUUUAACAAUUUGAAACACUACUCGUCAACUGUCCGGAAUAAUAAUUCGGCAAACAGUGUGCAGACGACGGAUAGCACCUGUCUGGGUGGACCACUGUACUCUCAUGUGACCCAGAUUCAGGUGCGCCUGCAGUUCCUGACGUCCGUGUUUAGUGACGUUGGUUCACCGCGAAGCUUCCGACUGACGUUGAAUCAAGUCGACAGUCUGUGGGCCUGUCUUGCGAACGACGCAGAGUGUAGCGAUUGUUUGUUUUCGUGGCUGCAAGGCCAGGUGAAAGGUGGCGAUACUCAUGCGCUCGGAUUAAAUGCUAUCCAGCAUCUGUACAUGAAACGUUUGUCGGAGCUAAAACCGGAAGGUAUAUCGAUGGUUGCGUUGGGCUUGUUUCAGCAACUGUUUACUCUCGGCCGGGAAGAGCUCUUUGGACAACCUAUCGAAGGUUCUGAACGUGAUCGUGAGAUGGACAAUGUGGGAAUGGAGCAUUUGUGGAAGAUAGCACUACGAGCGACAAACACCGAUGUAUCACUUUCGGCCAUUCAGUACAUCAACACAUACUACAUGGAGAAGCAGCUCAAGUAUGAGCAUCAAUUUGUGGCCCAGUGUAUGAACCAUCUGUCACAGGCCGUCGAGGAGCUGAAUCAACAUUCGGACAAUAACGGACCAGCAACGGAGUAUGCGCUGAUGUGUGUGCAGCGUGCAUUAAUGCUGCUCAACACGCAUCUCGAUACAUUCCGACGCCGAUACGCCUAUCACCUGCGACGUUGGGCUCUGGAAGGCAAGGACAUCGGAGCAUAUAAUGCGCUGCGUACUGAAGGUCCUGGCCCACCGUUAAGAAUCGUGCUGCAACCGGCAGGCGUACCGGAUAAAUCGUUCCUUAACAUGCACGCGAGCGAUCUGGUCGCCGACUUGAAGGCGGAGAUUGCAAAAUGGUGGGAAAAGUAUCAAGGCGGAGUACCGUCAGCAGCAAAAACGGCUCAGACCGCUACAGUGCAUACUGCUGCUUCUGGCAGUGUUAGCGGAGGAGAAAAUAAUAGUUCAGGCAGUCCGGCGGCAGUUCCGGUGCUUGGAAUACUGCUGAACGAUGGUCCGCUACGGAUCAUCACCCAAGGUCAGGAAAUAACGGCCGAAUACGAUGAACGCAGUUUGGCCGAUGUGGGUUUUAAGGAUAAUCAAAUGGUGUAUGUGUCCUUGGGAGGACGCAGCAGUGGUAGAAGACGCGAACAGAACGAAAAUCCAUCGCUGCAGCCUCCACCAUCGAAGGAUUGUUUACCAACGUUGUUACUCUUGAAGCCACCGUACUUUGAACAAUUGUUCCGAUUGAUGCAAACGUUGGGUGAUAUGAAAAUCAGCAUCACGGGAGAACGCUGCCAACCGAACACCAAAGCGCAGCUUCUGUCGCGUCGUGUGUGGGACAUUCUGGCAAUGCUACCCACGUGUCCAUCUUUCUUCAGUACGCUGAAAAAUCUCUCUUUUAAGUGUAGUACCAGCAUAGGCGGACAAAAAGCAAACGAAAAGCAUGAAGCUGAUGGAAGCAACAAAAUGCCAAACCUUGAUGAAAAUACUACCGAAUGUUUGGCCAAGGAAAGUGAUCCACUAUUGUCGGGAGGUGGUUGUUACACGUUGGAGGAAAUUCUUGACCCAUAUAAUUUGCAAAAGUUUAUGUACGCUUUGCACAUUGUGGAGAGUUUGUGUAAAUCAAAGUUUGUGGGUAACUGCUGUGGCGGCAGUAGCGUUUCUGGUGCAAUGCACCAGCAGAUGAAGCAGCAGAUUCCAUUCGCCGAGGGUGGUAACAACAACAACAAUCGUGGUACAUCAACCGUUGGUGUCGCAGGGACAAGUUCAAAGUCGCUGUCGGUCAAAAAUCAACUAAAGCUAAAAAUUUCCUCUUCAAAAUCAUUAAAAAUGCAACAGCAGAGCAGCCCGCGCCAGCAGGAACCGACCAUUGCUGUUAGCAACAACCGAUCGCCAUCAAGGGGAAAACGGUUAGAUUUUCCUUCAACUUCCCCAGGCCCAGGUGUGGUGAAACCAACGCCUUUGUGUAGUGAAGACGACCAUACAGUAGUUGCGCCACGAGUGGAUGGUAGUUUGGAGAAUAAGGAAAACAAACCACACUCCGAUGGUGGUCCCGGUCCAUCGAAACAAGACGAUCAGCAAACGGUAACGACCGUUUCACAACAAACGAUUGAAUGCAGUCAGGAAAGCACCAGUAACGCCCAGCAAGACACGGAAGGAUCAGAUGAACUUAAAAAACAAGAAAACAAUAAUCUGGAACCAUCAUCGUCUAGCGAUCCUAACGAAUCGUCCGGUGCCACUACCAGCUCGUCCACACGCAUAGUCGAGUGGAGCGAUGAAUUUAUGCGAUGUGGCGGUUUGGCCCACCUGUAUCGUAUCUUUCUUUCCGGUGUGCUACAAAAAUCUACCGACGGUUCCGACGAAAGUGAACUGAACGAAUGGCGACACGAUUGUUUGGCCUCGCUGUUGCGUAUCAUGUGUUUGCUCGGAAUGGACGAACUGAAAACAACCGAAGCGGAAGGUAAUGCGGUCCCGAUUCCACCGCUGAACCGUGAAACGAUGGCAUUGUUCGAGCCACGGCCAACGCUUGAACGAAUCGCUUCGAUCCUUAACGAAGAAUCGCUUCCGGUAAAUCCGAACCUGUUCAAAACGGGUAUGUUCGGCCGACCGCAAGUUAUACAUUACGCGAUGAAUCUACUUGUCUGCUAUGCACAUUCCUGCAAGGAGGUGCGCCGAUUGCUGUGGACCAUAGAUGCAAACUCACACUGGCUGCAGCGUUUGAUAUUGGAUGAUCCUGAACCAGCGGUACGACGCGAAGCUUGUGCGGCCCUUUAUCGGCUGUGUCUGGGAAAUGCACAAACGUACUAUGAGCUGAUGGCACCGUUACUUUCCAAGCUGGUGGCUCUUUUGCCUCUGGCUGAAAAUAUGAAACCACAGCCGUUGAACAGUGCGAUCGGUGGCGGUAUCUAUGGAGCGCUGUUGGCGGCCGCGGGAGACGAAGGCAAGGAACCGUACGGGCCAGCAUGUAGAGAUUAUUUCUGGUUGUUGUGUCGGUUGGUGGAUGCCCUUUCGCCGGAGUUAUUGCGAGGGAGCAACGGUGGUAACUCUACCAGCGAUGAAUUACAACCACGGGAUGCAAUUGGACUAGAUGCUAUGUGUCAGCAGGUUGCACGAAGCAUCCUUGAACGAGACUAUCUGGAAAGCCGACACGGAAGCCCCGACGAUGGUUUGUUUGGGCUUCUGAAUUUAAUGGCUAAUUUGCUUAAGUUCGAUCCCGGGUUUAAGUAUAGCCUAGCUGGACAGGAGUUUAUGAUUAGCGUGUUUUGCUGUCUGUUCGAGUUGCCGUCCCCGGAGGAUCGCGAAAAGCCGAAGUGUAAGAGUAAUGCGGCAAGGGCGGCUGCGUAUGAUUUGCUGGUCGAGAUGUGUCGCAAUGCUCCGAAGAAUUAUCUCUUGCUGCAUGGCAAGCUGAUGCAGCAACACCGCGCCGGGCCACAUUCACCGUAUCCGUGGGAUUAUUGGCCACAGGAGGAAGGUCGUUCUGAGUGUGGCUAUGUUGGUUUGACGAAUCUGGGAGCUACUUGCUACAUGGCGUCGUGUAUUCAGCAUCUUUUCAUGACACCACAGACACGGGACGCAAUCUUGUCCAUCUCAACGGAUGCACCGCAAAAGCACAAAGCGACACUGUGUGAACUGCAGCGAAUGUUUGCGUAUCUGAUGGAAUCGGAACGGAAAGCGUACUGUCCGCGUUCAUUUUGCCGAGUGUAUCAGAUGGAUCAUCAACCGUUAAAUACGGGCGAGCAGAAGGAUAUGGCUGAGUUCUUCAUCGAUCUGGUUUCGAAGCUGGAGGAGAUGACGCCGGAUCUGAAGAAUCUGGUCAAGCGCAUCUUCUGUGGGGUCAUCAGCAAUAAUGUUGUGUCCUUAGAUUGUGGGCAUGUGAGUAGAACGCUGGAAGAAUUUUAUACCGUCCGUUGUCAAGUGGCCGAUAUGCGCAAUUUGCACGAAUCGCUUGAUGAGGUUACCGUCAAAGAUACGCUGGAGGGCGACAAUAUGUACACCUGUUCGCAGUGUGGCAAAAAGGUGCGUGCCGAAAAGCGUGCUUGUUUUAAGAAGUUGCCACAGAUCCUGUGCUUCAACACGAUGCGUUACACCUUCAAUAUGGUCACGAUGCUAAAGGAGAAGGUGAACACACACUUUUCUUUUCCCAUGCGGUUGGAUAUGUCUGGCUACGUGGAGAAAACCUUAAUGCCGCACCAUUAUCAGGAAGAGAAACGAAAAUCGCAGAUGCGGCGUUCACACUCCCGGAACGUCAGCGAAUCGUCAGCAACAGGAGAGGCGAAUCCGAGUGGAACAUCGUCCGGAUCGAAUGAUGAUAAUAGUAGCAGCAGUGCUAGCAGCAACAGCGGUAGUACUACCGGCAUUACGAGCACCAGCAGCGAGUGCAAUGUGACAAGCAGUAACUGCAACAAAACAAACGGACCGGCAGCAACAACGACGCCACUGGACAAGCAAGAGAGCGAAGACGUAGAGAUGAAUGCUGCUGGUUCAGUUGAGAAAAGAAGCGCCGAUGGGAAGAAUGACACAACGUCGAACGGUAAUCUUAGCGACAGCAGCAAUGGUGACCUGCAACGACAGCAGCAAACGAUGGAUGAGGAGGAAUCGGAAGAUUUCAACGAGAACUACGAGUACGAUCUAGUGGGUGUAACAGUGCACACCGGAAAUGCGGACGGUGGACAUUAUUAUAGUUUCAUCAAGGAAAGGAACGAAGAUGGCGACCCUAAUCACCAGGAACGCUGGUUUCUCUUCAACGAUGCAGAGGUGAAACUGUUCGAUCCGUCACAAAUAGCGGCAGAAUGUUUUGGAGGAGAAAUGACAAGUAAAACAUAUGAUUCGGUGGCGGAGAAAUAUUUGGAUUUUAGUUUCGAAAAAACAAAUUCAGCCUACAUGUUGUUCUACGAAUGGCGUUCGAACAAGGGUAAAAACGUACAGCGUGACCAAGUCGAUCAGCAACAGCAAGCAACAGCGUCACCGCGUGCGCCAGACACUCGAUCGGCUGGUGUAUCUAGCAACAACGUUGAUGAUGAGAAAAAAUCUCUCACUCACAGUACGAAAACUCCAUUGAAGUCCCAACCCAUCAAAAUUCCAAUGAAAUCUAGCAAUCCGAUUAAGCCGGAAAAAGAAGCUUGCGGAAUGCAGUCAGAAUCAAUUCUUUCCGGGCCAAAGGAGGCCAACACACCGUCGGUGUCAGACGUUGGAAAAUCCGCAAACAGAAAAACUGGAAUAACGCUUCCGAGUCCGAAUACAUUUUCUACGUCACAAAUGGCUUUUUCUUCGCCAUCGUCGUCCCAACAAGCGUCGGAUGCGGCAGAUUGUGGUUCUUCCUCGAAAGCUACAUCGAAUAAUGAUGCAACAACACCAGUGCAAGAGAAACAAUUAGAAGCAAGCAAAAACGCCUCUGCAGCACAAGAAGAACAGCUUGCAUCAAAUGUGGAGCCGUCAGUGCGGGAGGGUCAUUCGCCGCCUGCGUCUAUUGUAGCAGCGGGGGUAGAUGUAACAGCAAGUAAUGAACGUGACCAAGAGACUGAACAACAACAAUUCAUCCAACAACUUAGUGAAGUAGCUAAAGAAAGUAAUAACCUAAGUAAAUGUGAUAUAGAUACUAAGCUUGCUAGCACUGCUAGAAUACCACCAUCGACAACAUCAUCACAGCAGCCUGAAGUUGAAGUGACACCCACCACCAGGGUUAUCAGUCCUGCGCCAACGAUAGCGUCCCUUGCCAGCACUGCUUCGCUGUCACCAGCAUCUACCGCAUCAACGGCAUCAGUCACUUCGGCCGGUGCUGCUACGGCAGUCAUUGCGACACCACCUCCAACUAUCGGUGUACCGUCGGUUCCUGUGUCUGCUCCGAUGCAUCCGCUGAUCGUCCCUUUGGCAGGAUCUUCUUCUGCCACAUCUACUGUAUCAGCGGUGGUAUCAUCGUGUAUGGGAGCAUUGAGUGGGACCGGUGGACCGUCGGUACCACCACCGUCGGUGAUCGGUUUCCAGGGAUCAACAUCAUCUGCAACGUCACCGUCAGCUGUGCUACAUCAUAGCGUUGGCGCGGAAUCAGCACCGUCAUCGUACUCAUCAAUAUCAUCACUUUCCGCGCUAACGGCAACUGUCGGUGGAAAUAUAGCGCUACCGAUGGCAGCCGUCGUAGGACCUACACCGGGUGGGCCGGGAUCUUCUUUCAGUGCUGUUGCAUCGCACGCAGCAGUGUUACAGUCUUCGAGUUCGCCUGGUUGCUCGAGCGGAGGUGGUUCGGGGAGUGGUAGCAGUAGCAGUAGUGGUAGUAGUGGGUCAGGACUUGUGAUGGUGAAUCGUAUUAACCAGUCGAACAAACGACUUCGGCGUCGCCCACUGUCAAAGGAGCUAGAAGAAUGGAUAUGGCAAGAUAAUCGGCACUUCUUACAGGAUCGAAACAUCUUCGAGCACACAUACUUUAACUUUAUGUGGCAAAUCUGUGGUCACAUUCCUCAAAGCUUGCUGGCGUUGCCUGACAUAACGAGCAUUGCUGCACAGCUGUCGGUGUCGUUUUUCAUCGAGACAUUUAUACAUGCAAAGGAAAAGCCGACCAUGGUAUUGUGGGUAGAGUUGUUGACGAAGCAGUUUAAUGCCAGCCAAGAAGCUUGCGAAUGGUUUCUGAGUCAUAUGUCUGCAGAACCUUGGUGGCCUGUACAGGUGCUAAUACAAUGUCCCAAUCAAAUGGUUCGCCAGAUGUUUCAGCGUCUAGUGAUACAUGUAAUUCAGCGUUUAAGACAAAGUCAUUGCAACUUGUAUCUAAAGGCGGAGACGGAUAUGGAUGGAAAUGAAAUAAUCGGAAACGUAUCCUGCGUGACACGAUUCAUAAAAUCACUCAUCAUGCUGAUGGAGCAUGGUGCAAAAGCACACUCGAGACAUUUGUCUGAGUUUUUCGGUUUGCUGUACGAAUUUUCUCGUAUGGGCGAAGAGGAAGCACUGUUUUUGCUGCGCAUCAACGUAAUACGAAGUGUUGCGGAUUUCUACCUCGGUCACAAGGGACAGGAAUGUAUCGAUGCGAAUUCAGACAAUGAAGAAAAUUCAUCGGACGAAGCGUUAACCGUCGACAAAUCGCGACCAGCCUCGUUGGACAAAAUGAUCGCACUGGUGGCUUCUCUUGUGGAGCGAUCCCGAGGGCCUGAUUUGCGCUUACACUUGUCCGCACGUGAUUAUAACGCAAUCGCCGGCGGUAAGGGUUUCCCAUUCCUCUAUCAGCAGAUUAAGGACAAUAUAAAUCCGCAACAAACGCGCCAUCUAAUACAUGCGCUUUGUCGCUGUGACGAACGACUUGCUAGCCAAAUUAUAGCAAUGCUAUUCACUGCCGUCACCAAGCAUACGGAACUGUGCGGACCGUUUUUCAAGCUCAUUACUCUGCUCACGGAAUCUUCGGGCGGUCCGUCUGGGCUGCCGUGCUUCUCGCAGCUGGUGCUGCAGCGUGUGUGGGAUGCAGCCGAGUACUGUCCGCAGUCCGCGCUGGAUUGGUUGGCCGUGCAGGCACCGCGCAACAAGAUCGUUCAUAAUUGGAUCUUACAGUCCGCCGACAGCUGGGUGGAACGGUUUUUGCUGGCUCACGGAAAUGCAAGGGUCCGCAAUGCGGCCGCUUAUCUUUUGGUGUCUCUAGUGCCUUCGCAAAGCUUCCGGAACAACUAUCGGGCCACCUCGCACCAUAAGCUUACGAUGCACGUGUUUCAGCAUCGUGAAAUUUCCUGCGAAGCACAGCUUAUCCUGCACACCAUACUGAAUAUGUUGCUACUCCUGUUGCGUUCGGCCAGAAAUUAUACGGACAUUAAUCUACAUGGCACGAGCAAGUUUACCGCGUACUUCAACCUGCUUACUUACUGUCUGGUUUCGAAGACGGAGAAACUUAUGGUUGGACCCCACUUGAGAUCACUAUGGGAUCUGUUUCACCCGCGAUUAUCAGAACCGGCUGUACCGGCACAUCACAACAAGCAGGCGUUACUAGCGUUUUGGUAUCAGGCUACCCUGGAUUGUCCAGAGAAUGCGAGUCUCGUGGCAAACUGUCCGGACAUUACAAGGAACAUUGCAUUUAACUACAUUUUAGCUGACCAUGACGAUACGGAAAUCGUGACGUACAAUCGGGCUAUGCUGCCAGUAUACUACGGUUUGUUACGCAUGUGCUGCCAGCAAAGCCGGCUGCUUACCAGACAGCUAGCAGCGCAUCAGAAUUUGCAAUGGGCAUUUAAAAACAUUACGCCUCACCCAACACAAUACCCGUUGGCCGUCGAUGAACUUUUCCGCCUAAUGACCCUCUUUGCCCAGCGUCAUCCCGAUGCAAGCGAGGCCGAACAGCGCGAUGUAACCAUCUUCCGUCGCACAACGCUAACAGCCUACCUUAACGGGUUGGACGCCAGAGUAUCGUGGGGUACGUUAAUAGCGGCUCUACGUAUUCUCGUAGACAACGACGAUGAUCGAUUAUAUGUAGUGCUGAACGGUGGCAUAACGCUUUGUUUUGAUGCACUGCACACAUUGCACUCCAUGUACCACGAAGCGACCGCUUGUCAUGUGUUCGGCGAUCUACAGGAGUUGCUGACGGAGGUUAUUUUGCUCAUUAAUACGCUGCGUGCAAGUAGCCGCGAGCAGAAGAAGCGCCCACAACCAGCUUUGAUGAAGGGUCUUCCGGAAGCUGUCCGUCGAUUGGCAACGUUGCUUAACACAUUCAAUCCACCGGAGAUGCGUAAUCUAGCGUUAGAGGUGCUAAAGGAGCUGGUCAAAUGUGCCCCACCCGACAUAAUCACGACAGUGUUGGUACCACUACUGACCAGCUGUCAUGCACCGCACGUACAACAUCUGAUUCAUCCGGCAAACAGCAUGGCCGGAACCGUUGCGGCGACAACAUCUACCGCAGGAACCUCUGCCGCGUCGGCAUCAUCUUCAAUCGGUCCUCUUGGUUCGUACUUCCCAAGGCGGGGUAUGAAGGCGGCAUGGCCACCGGUGUCAAAAAAUACACCCCGUCCACCGAAAGCGAUGAUCCAGAUGAACAUUCCACAGGCGCAGAUAUGUGAAAAGGGUAUGGACAAGGAUUUCGAUCUUGCACUCGAACUGUUUUACCGACCGUACCACGAAUUCCUGGACAUCAUGUUCCGGGUAGCGGUGACCUCAAAUCACUUUAGUGAACCGUUAGUUCACCUUUCACUGCUGACCGGGAUUGAGGCUGUUGUGCUACACUUUAACAUAUUUGCCAAGUUUUGGGUUGGAAUUUACAACAAUAAAACAACGCACAGAUACGCUGAAAUGCUCAUAAAAAAUCCACUGCUUAUCGAUUACAUCGACAACGUUUUGAGAGACGAAAGACUGUCGCUUAACGAUCCUAUAAUAGCGAAUUUUAUCGAAAUCUAUUAUCCCAAGAUAAAAUCUCGCCUUGUGGUGCCACGCUUGCUAGAAUCCAUUUGUCAACUAUUACCGGACAAAAAUAAUCUGGAGGAUAUAUGUGGGGACCUGCAGGCGAUUCGCAUUAUCGGACAGCGUACGGGAAUACCGAGCUCGGUGAAGAGUGCGCUUCAGAAAUCGCUGCAUGCUGUACUGACAAAAUUCAAGGAUGAAAUCUACAGUGACGAAGAAAUACCUACGAAAAAACGGAAAGUGACUGUGCCACACAUAACCAUACAUCCAGUCGUACGAUCACCAUCCGCUAGUGUUGUUGCGCAAGGAACGGAGAGUGCGCAAACGGCAACGGCAAGCGUAUCAGAAGGAUCGAUAGUAAAAUCUAUGCGACUCAAGGAAAGUGUACCACCGUCCAUCGAAAUCACCGUACAAAACAAAGCAGGUGCUUCCUUGGGUGCUACUGGCAGUGUGAUAAAGCUGCCCUCCCAGACCGAAGCUUCUAACUCGGGGGGAACAGAGACUCGCAACCAGUCGUCGGCAUCGACGAGUGCAACCACGAUGCCAACUUCAGAAAUAGUAGACGCGGCUGAUAGUAAACUGUCUGGGUCCUCGGCGCAGCACGACAGUGGUAACGAUAAAGAGCGCAAUGUAAAAAACGAGGAAAGUAGUAGUGAGAAAACCGGCGGUGAUGAUCAAAGCACGACUGAAAUCAUUGGCCCAACGGUAAUGGAAACCAGUACAAGCGGUAGCGAUCAGAGCCAGCAGCAAAAGCAGCAGAAACAACAAGAACAGUAUCUACGUAAUUUGGUAAAAGACAUCGAGAGCCAUAUUGAGCUAAUAUUCGAAUGCUUGGAUGACGAUGAAGGUGAACAUACCAACGAAACUACCAACCAGAAGCAGCAGCAGUCGCACGACGAAACGGAUGAACGAAAAGCUGACGCCAGAAGAAAUGCGAUCGUAAAAGGAAGCCUGAGCCUGCAGCCAACUGAUGCAGCGGAGCAACGUGAUGAUAUCGGAGCAGUUAGCAGUAGCAACAGCGGCAGUUGUCAAUCGUCGUCAGCGGUCGAGAUAGUGGCAACCGGAACCUUGGAAACGGGAGAACAAACUGCUGCGAAACAUAACGUUGAUGGAGAACGAGAUACCAGCGAUAGUAGUAGCAGUAGCAGUGAGCUGCAGAAGAAGGCGAUUGUCCAAGAAUCAAAAGAAAUGGUAACCAGUACUGGAGGUGGUGUAGCUGAUGAGGCUACUUGCGGACCGCAGGACACCAGCAGUGACCAUUCCGCUAACGUACUGGAAGUGUGUCCAGAUAAAGAAGAUACUAAGAAUACGCCACCGAAUUCUGUAUCGAUUGAAGAUUGA